AAUGACUCGUCCUUUGGCCCGACUGGGAUUUCAUACCUCCACCGCCUCCCGCCGUGUUUGGCCAUCAGCAACGGUGGCUCCCCCCACUUCCACUGCCCCUCCCUCCUUUUCUUCCUUAUAUUCUCCCAUUUCCCGUGCGGCCCAAAUAUCUAGACACUUUUCGUCACCUCCCAAUAUGUCUUACACCGUCCGCAAGAUCGCCCAGCCCUACACCCUCGAGCACCGUGUGUUCGUCGAGAAGGAUGGCGUCCCUGUCUCUCCCUUCCACGACAUCCCCCUCUACGCCAAUGAGCAGCAGACCAUCCUGAACAUGGUCGUCGAGAUCCCUCGCUGGACCAACGCUAAGCAGGAGAUCUCCAAGGAUGACUUCCUCAACCCCAUCAAGCAGGACACCAAGAAGGGCAAGCUCCGUUUCGUCCGUAACUGCUUCCCCCACAAGGGUUACCUCUGGAACUACGGUGCCUUCCCCCGUACCUGGGAGGACCCCAACUCCGUCCACCCCGAGACCAAGGCCAAGGGUGACAACGACCCUCUCGAUGUUUGCGAGAUCGGUGAGCUUGUCGGCUAUCCCGGCCAGGUCAAGCAGGUCAAGGUCCUCGGUGUCAUGGCCCUGAUUGACGAGGAGGAGACUGACUGGAAGAUCAUUGUCAUCGACGUCAACGACCCUCUCGCCCCCAAGCUCAACGACAUUGAGGAUGUUGAGCGUCACCUCCCCGGUCUUCUGCGUGCCACCAACGAGUGGUUCCGCAUCUACAAGAUCCCCGACGGAAAGCCCGAGAACCAAUUCGCCUUCUCCGGCGAGUGCAAGAACAAGAAGUACGCCGAGGAUGUUAUCCGCGAGUGCUCCGAUGCCUGGGAGAAGCUCAUCUCCGGCAAGGCUCCCCGCGGCGAGAUCAGCCUCGCCAACUCUCAGGUUGAGGGCUCCGCCGACCGUGUUGACCAGUCCGCUCUCGCUUCCAUCCCCCGUGGCGAGAACCUUGCCCCUGCUCCCAUUGAUGGCAGCAUUGACAAGUGGUUCUUCAUCUCCGGUGCCGCUGUGUAA
Messenger RNA from Penicillium antarcticum, 1042 nucleotides. RefSeq names its product inorganic diphosphatase IPP1 (gene ipp1). Lineage: Eukaryota; Fungi; Ascomycota; Eurotiomycetes; Eurotiales; Aspergillaceae. The coding region runs from base 2 to 1042 and encodes 346 amino acids. Gene Ontology annotation, biological process: phosphate-containing compound metabolic process. Gene Ontology annotation, cellular component: nucleus; cytoplasm. The transcript is spliced from 4 exons. The record is from RefSeq and is a predicted model, not a curated record. Gene Ontology annotation, molecular function: inorganic diphosphate phosphatase activity; magnesium ion binding.